AUGUCUGAAGAAGGCCCAGAAGGGAAUGCAGCAAACGGGAAAAAGAUCUUUAUAAGAAAUUGCCAAAAUUGCCACAGUGUAGCUGCUGGAGGAAAGCAUGCGAUAGGACCUAAUCUCCAAUCAGUAUGGGGAAGAAAGAUCGCCACUAUCAAAGGAUUCAAAUUCUCAGCAGCCUUAGGAGGUCACAAAGCAGAAACUUGGAAUGCCGAAAACCUCAACGUUUGGCUUGAAAACCCAGGAGGAUUCGCAGCAGGAAACUCUAUGGCUUUUGCUGGUGUUAAAAAUGAGGCUGAAAGAAAAGAUAUUAUUAGGUUCUUAUACGAAUCAAAUCCAAAGAACAAACCUAAAGCUAAAUAA
Molecule: messenger RNA, 357 nt
Organism: Blepharisma stoltei
Lineage: Eukaryota; Ciliophora; Heterotrichea; Heterotrichida; Blepharismidae
Source: the annotation of a GenBank genome assembly